UCCCACGACGACGUUCGUGAUCAACUGACUAAUCCGUUAUUAUAUUUCUGUAGCAUUUUGCUUCUUUUAAGGGCAAAGUCUGCGUGCUAGUCCGAGAUGCCGAAUCGCCGAUGAAGUCUAGCACCACCUUCGCAGUAGAGAUCCAGCAAGAUGCCGUGGACGCCGCCGACAAGCCGGAUGGCGGCGUGCCCCGGCCAUCUCGGGUCCGCCAUCUCGCUCUUCUCACCGCCACCUUCUGCGCACUGGUCUUCUACGCGCACUACGGCGUACCAGGCAGCAUGGCGUCCGCCCUGUUUAAGCCGCCCGUCACCGUUUCAUCCCUUCCCUCGCUGGCCAGCGUCACCAUCGACCGAAACUCCGGACGGGCUGAGCAGCCGGUGAUGCUGGCCGAGGAACAUGCACCGCUCACUCCUCAGGCGACGGUGCUGGAGGCCAAUCGGAGCACGGCUAUGCCGGCGCCGACGCCGACGGACCGUUGCGACGGGCGGUACAUCUACAUGUACGACAUGCCGCCGCGCUUCAACGACGACCUCAUCCGAGACUGCGGCAAGGGCAGGCUCCACCCAUGGUUGGACAUGUGCCCGUACGUGGCCAACGACGGCAUGGGCCAGCAGCUGGCCGACGACGGGGGCGUCUUCCCCGGCCGCGGCUGGUACUCCACCGACCAGUUCAUGCUCGACCUCAUCUUCCACGCGCGGAUGAAGCGCUACGAGUGCCUGACCAAGGAUGCCUCCCUCGCUGCCGCGGUCUUCGUCCCCUUCUACGCCGGCCUCGAAUCCGGGAGGUACCUCUAUAAUUACAGCAUCUCGACGCGAGACGCGCUCCAGCUCGACGCCAUCGACUGGCUGGUGCGUCGCCCCGAGUGGCGGGCCAUGGGGGGCCGUGACCACUUCUUGGUGGCUGGCCGGACCACGUGGGACUUCCGGCGGGAGGCCGACGUCGACGAGCUGUGGGGCACCAAGCUGCUCACGUACCCGGCCGUCGAGAACAUGACGGCCUUCGUCCUGGAGACAUCCCCGUUGACAGGGAGCAACUUCGCGGUGCCGUACCCGACGUACUUCCACCCUGAGGCCGCCGCCGAUGUGCUCGCCUGGCAAGAGAGACUUCAGAAGGUGGGGCGGAGGUGGCUCUUCUCCUUCGCCGGCGCCCCACGGCCCGGCAGCAAGAAAACCGUCCGCGCGCAGAUCAUCAGGCAGUGCCGCGCGUCCAGCCUCUGCAACCUCUUCCACUGCGGCGGCGUCAUCGGCGGCGGUGCGGCCGACUGCAACUCGCCUGCAGGCGUCAUGCGCGUCUUCGAGACGUCGGACUUCUGCCUGGAGCCGCGCGGGGACACGGCGACGCGGCGGUCAACGUUCGACGCCAUCCUCGCCGGCUGCAUCCCGGUCUUCUUCCACCCCGGGUCGGCGUACACUCAGUACACGCUGCACUUUCCGAGGGACCACGGGAGGUACUCGGUGCUCAUCCCGCACGCCGGCGUUGCCGCGGGGAACGUGAGCAUCGAGGAGACCCUGAGGAAGAUCCCGCCGGAGGAGGUGAGGAGGAUGCGGGAGGAGGUUGUCCGGCUCAUCCCGAGGGUGGUGUACGCGGACCCCAGGUCCCGGCGCGUGGGCUUCAGGGACGCAUUCGAUGUCGCGCUGGAGGCCGUCAUCGGUCGGGUGGCGAAGCGGCGGCGGGGCGAGGCCGCCGGCCGGUAGCAGUGGCACUAGUCGCCAUCGACGGUUCUGCACGCUAUUGUGCCGUGCUGAAUCGAGUCCAACAAUUUCAGGAUUACGUGCGCGAGUGGAACGACUUUUCCCUUUCUGGUUUCGUGCCUGGAGUUCCGGAUCGGGUCGUAACCGUGUAAUCAGCUAAAGCUUUGUUGAGCACAAGAAACUGCUAGGGAAAUGAUCGGCCGACCAGCCUCGUGCUUCGCCGGCAGGGACCACGGACGCCACGAGUCUCGCGGGGCCACGUACGUGGGCGGCUUCUUCAGAUUUUUCUGUCCCCGCUCAUUCUACAACUGUUCUUUUGAAAUAGAUUUCGCUUCGCUUUAUGUAUAAAGCAAAGAUUAUAAAUACACAA
Messenger RNA from Triticum aestivum (bread wheat), 2061 nucleotides. RefSeq names its product xyloglucan galactosyltransferase KATAMARI1 homolog. Lineage: Eukaryota; Viridiplantae; Streptophyta; Magnoliopsida; Poales; Poaceae. Gene Ontology annotation, molecular function: glycosyltransferase activity. The coding region runs from base 111 to 1694 and encodes 527 amino acids. The transcript has a single exon. The record is from RefSeq and is a predicted model, not a curated record.